UUAUGAACUUUCGAAUAAAAAAACGAACUGCAACUUGUAAAACAUGCAAGAUGAGAAUAUGGGAUGGAGAUGCCACGACGUCCAACUUUGUCCGGCAUUUGAAGCUUCACAAAGAUGGUGCAGUCCUGGCAAACGGGGAGAUGGCAGAGUGCGAGUGUUUGUUUGGAGAAAGAGGAGGAGGAAGAGGAGGUCACCUGCUGUUGAUGGUUGGCACUCAACAUUAGAGCAAACGGAUGACGUCAACCUACACCCUCUACCUCCUGCGGACUGCGUGUUCGGAGGACCUUUCAUCUCCGGAAACAACACCUCUUCCACAAAGCUGGCCUCACAGAGCCCGACGCAGGAACCGAGGGCUCUUUCUGUCCAUCCUGCCUCCCCAUCUGCAGCGCUGUCAAUAAUUAUUGAAGCUCCAUCAUGUUGGCAGCACAGUGACAUCGGCAUCCGUCUCUGGGUUCACGGCGGUGAGGAGGAGCUGGAGGAGGGGAUGGAUUUACUCUUUUCUGCAGGAUCAGCCGAACGAAAUGUGCACAGCGGGAACGCUGCCAUGUACGUCCCUCGGUGCACGACAGUGCAGCACAGCUGUGGAAGCCACCUAAAAUUUGAUUCCUCUCGCCGUAGCCUGGCAACGGCGGGUAUUAGCGCUCGCAAGCUGGAUGGGUGCAGUUCUGGUGCCAGAGGCAGGAUGGGCGCCUGGUUGCAGCUCAUUGGCAGAUGACAUUGAGUGAAAGCUGGCAUUCUGAGAUUAGGGGAUCAGAUGCUCACAGUGCUCCACGCAGGAAGUGGUAUAAAAUGUAAAAAAAAAUAAAAAAUCAAUGCCAGGAGGGCUUGACAGGUCCUUGUGU
Messenger RNA from Poecilia reticulata (guppy), 842 nucleotides. RefSeq lists its product as uncharacterized. Lineage: Eukaryota; Metazoa; Chordata; Actinopteri; Cyprinodontiformes; Poeciliidae. The record is from RefSeq and is a predicted model, not a curated record.